GAUCAUAUGGCCCUGCUCAGCUGCCAGUGCUCUUCCCGCUUUUGUACCCGAGGCCCAUGCUGCAAUCAGUUUAUAUUCACUACGGCUUUGAUGAGCCGUUUGAUAUCGGCAUUCUGAAGGGUUGGUUUCUUCCUCUGGACGUGACGGCCACAUUGAAAUCACUGGAUGUCUGGGGUAAUUUCGAGGUGGAACCCCUGGCCAGCUUCUUUUCUAAUUUUGGCCCCAACCCAGUGUUGGAAUGCCUAAGACUUCAUGUGGAUCCGGAGUUCCACUUCGACAUAGACCUGUCUUCUUUUCUUCAUCUCCAACGAAUUUCCUUCUUUCCCGGGUUCUUUCAUGCUGAGAGCAUCGGCGGGCUCAUCCGCGUGCUGUCUCGACUCACUGCGGUGACACAUGUAGUGGAAUUAACCUUCAGCAUCGAACUUAGGCGCUUGGAUGGACUUCGACACGAGGAUGUGGGGCCUUUAGAUGAUCUACUUUCGAGCGAGAAAUUUCAAUACUUAGAAAUAGUCACCAUCUUACAUGACUUUCGUCAUCCACUUAGACAGCUCCGGCAGGCAGGCAAGGAGGCCUUCCUGAGACUAUCACAAUGCCGCAUUCUGCGCUUUGAGGUAUCGGAGUGAUGUGCACUGUUAUCUUAGCAGUAGUAGUUUGCAAUGUCUUUUUCGGGAUCUGGGUCGCCAUGUUAGCCUAAUAGUUGCAAAUUAUCCAUUCACAUCAUGUAAUUUUCUGUGGCACCCAUGAAUGGUGUUGAGGUAGAUUCUUUGAUUCACAGAGUAUGGUGAGAGUGGUAGAUAACCUGUGUUCAUUAAGAGUGUAUCUAUGUAGGUGCAAAAAUUGUAGGCAUAUAUGGAUGAAAUGGCAUAUACAGCAUUGGUGUGAGCAAGAAGAGGACAUAUGUUUAUAACACGAGACUUCAUAAUUGAGCUGUGGAAGAAAUGGGAGGAAUCCUUGAAAUAAAUGGAGCACAAGAGU
Messenger RNA from Somion occarium, 975 nucleotides. Lineage: Eukaryota; Fungi; Basidiomycota; Agaricomycetes; Polyporales; Cerrenaceae. The record is from the annotation of a GenBank genome assembly.